This is a messenger RNA of Saccostrea echinata, 587 nucleotides long. RefSeq lists its product as uncharacterized. The record is from RefSeq and is a predicted model, not a curated record. Bases 1 to 540 code for a protein of 179 amino acids. The transcript is spliced from 2 exons. NCBI's taxonomy places the organism in Eukaryota, Metazoa, Mollusca, Bivalvia, Ostreida, Ostreidae.
AUGGGAUGCUGCAGUUCAUUUAUAGAAAAAUUGGAAGACCGUGAAAACAAUAACCAGGAACAGACACGCCAAGAAUGUUAUGACUGUAGACGCAGGGAUCAGGAUAAAACAUGCGAAGAUUCAUUGAAAAUUAAAGUCUUUGGAAAUGAGGAAACGGAUCGAAAUGACAUUACAACGGAAAUCAAAGACAGCAAGAACAAAGAUUUUCAGGAACUGAAGCAUGAAGAUUUCUGGAAAUCAGAGAUAUGCCAUUGCCCUGAUAAAAAUACGAUGUACGAAGGUAGAAGAAAAAAGAAAUUGCCACCAUGGAAACAUUGGUUUAGAGGCAAUGAGGUGUAUGGACACCAUAUCUGUGCUUCUAAAGUAGAGCUAGCUUAUGCAAAAGGGUAUCCCUCCCGUAACUGUAAGCCGAUUUACGGAUAUGAUCCAUUAAAAUCCGUGAAUCAAGUUGUCACGGAUCCCCCAGAAGUUGAUUUAGAUCUCGUUAACGUGGUUCCCCCGGCACCCCCCCCCUCCAGUGGUGCCUGUAUGAAAUUUUAAGACGUGCAGAUGGAAUGAUGCAUAUGUACCUCAACAAAUGUACUAAA